Trichoplax adhaerens is the source of this 471-nucleotide messenger RNA. RefSeq lists its product as uncharacterized. Lineage: Eukaryota; Metazoa; Placozoa; Uniplacotomia; Trichoplacea; Trichoplacidae. Bases 1 to 471 code for a protein of 156 amino acids. The record is from RefSeq and is a predicted model, not a curated record. Gene Ontology annotation, molecular function: ubiquitin conjugating enzyme activity. Gene Ontology annotation, cellular component: nucleus. The transcript has 3 exons. Gene Ontology annotation, biological process: protein polyubiquitination; DNA damage response.
AUGUUGAAAACUUCCAGAGUCAAGCAUGAGCUACAGCUAUUGCAGCAGUUACUACCACAGGACAUAAUUUGCAAGCCAAUCAAUGAUAGUUUGUGCGAAUUCAAGGCCUCCAUUGUUGGUCCACCAGCAUCUCCGUACGCUGAUGGAGUCUUCGAUAUCGAAGUGCGAUUAUCGGACAGGUAUCCGUUUCAGCCACCAUUAGUAAAAUUUGCAACACCGAUUUACCAUCCCAAUAUCGAUCAGAGUGGGAGAAUAUGCCUCGAUCAGCUUAAAAUGCCACCCGCGGGGUGCUGGUCUCCAUCGCUCAACAUUGCUUCCGUACUUAUUGCGGUUAAGCAGUUAAUAAAUGAAGCGAAUCCUGAUGAUGGUCUUAUGGCUGACAUAUCUGCACAGUACAAAUCUGACCGUACAGAAUUUAACGCUGUCGCUCGACAGUGGACAAUAAAACAUGCUAUAGCAAAGGUAAGAUGA